Molecule: messenger RNA, 1345 nt
Organism: Branchiostoma floridae (Florida lancelet)
Lineage: Eukaryota; Metazoa; Chordata; Leptocardii; Amphioxiformes; Branchiostomatidae
Product: juvenile hormone acid O-methyltransferase-like
Exons: 3
Coding region: 74-886 (270 amino acids)
Source: RefSeq, a predicted model, not a curated record
CGCCCCUUUUUUUUCCAAGUUUAAGCCAGAGUUACUUCCCAGAGACACUCGAGCAUCAUUUGAUACGAAGACAAUGGACACAGAAAAUCCUCAUCACUAUUCUCAGAACAACUCCUUACAACACGGGGUAGGAGUAGAGGUUCUGCAGCAGUACAUGACGUGGGAGGGGGGCGACGCUGUGCUGGACGCCGGGUGUGGCACGGGGGAACUGUGCAGCUACAUCUCCAAACAGCCAGGCGUCGCUUCUGUCGUGGGCUUUGAUCUGUCACCUGAUUUCAUCAGCUAUGCUCGGACGAACAACUCCUCCCCAAACGUGCGGUACCACGUGGCCGAUGCCGCGGAUCCAUCAACGAUCAAGCCGGAGUGGCGGGGCGCCUUCAGCAAGGUGGUGUCUUUCUUCGUUCUGCACUGGGUCAAAGACAAGGCGACAGCGCUUAAAGCGCUGAACUCCUGUCUAAAACCCGGUGGCGAGAUCGUGUUCGUGUGCGUCAGUGAUAAAAGCAAGUUCCAUGAGGUUCCCUUGGAGCUUUCUUCACUUCCCAAGUGGAGCAUCUACCUGAAGGAUGCCGCUCCCGCGCUGUUUCCCUGGCCUUCUAGCGACAUCAUGAUCACAAACGAGCACCGCAGCAGCCGCCUGAUGGAGGCCUGUGGUUACGAGGUUAUCGCCUGUGAUAUCAAGAAGUAUCCGCACUGCUACAUCUCCAGAGACCAGUUGAGGGGAGUCAUCCGUCCCACUCUGCCGCACCUGAGCUACAUUCCCGAAGACAAGCAGGAGGAGUUCAUGGAGGAUCUGGAAAAGCUGGCCGAGGAGCGGCACUGGAUAACAGGAGAGGGAGCUCCCACCAUGCAUGAGGUGUACGUGGCUAUUCGCGCUCGAAAGAUAUGAAUGUCAGAACGCAGCCAACCGCGCAGCACUUGCUGUUGUCUUCUCGCAAUGAACGAAGAUGACGAACAGAGAAUUACUAAAUACAUCCAGUUUCCAUUGAACAUAAUAACUAGAAACCUUACUUCUGUCAGAUGUCAGCUUCCUACUUAAUAAUCAGAAGGUGCGCCAAAAAGCCGUUACACAAGCAACUGGAUAUGGCUUUGGAACGUGAAGACCAAAGGUGCUACCUAAAACGUCUGACCGUUUCCAAAAUCAUAUCCAGUUGAUGAGUAAUUCCUAUUUGAUUAAUAGUAUUACCUGGAUAUCUAACCUUCACCAAUGCAACAGAAAGUACAUUUAAAGAAUUGUAUUUCACCUUUAUUCUUUUCUGCUGUAUUCGUGUAUCCUGCUGUAUUCAUUUAUAAGAGAUACAUUAAAAGUCAAUAGAGUCACUUUUAAAUAUAAGCUGAAACAAGGAAA